CCAUAAGAGGUGUUGAGGAUGAUCUUUCCCUUUGCUUUUACCCUUUGGAUUUAACAUCACGUCUUCUCAAUUCCCUUUUCUUUACUUGUUCGUCAACGCAUCCAACAAGCCUCAAUUCUCAAUCUUUUCCUUUAUCCCAUAAUCUUUUUUUUUGUGUGUGGGAACAUUAAUCCGAUUACAGAGGAUUUCAUUCUCAUGGCCACCACUGGAAAUAAGAACAUCAAUGCUAAAUUAGUUCUACUUGGGGAUGUUGGAGCUGGAAAGUCUAGCCUUGUGUUGCGCUUUGUGAAAGGGCAAUUUGUUGAAUUUCAGGAAUCAACAAUAGGUGCGGCUUUCUUUUCCCAGACAUUGGCUGUGAAUGAUGCUACUGUAAAGUUUGAGAUUUGGGAUACGGCUGGCCAAGAGAGGUACCAUAGCUUAGCACCAAUGUACUACAGAGGAGCUGCAGCCGCGAUCAUUGUGUAUGAUAUGACAAAUCAAGCAUCAUUUGAGAGAGCCAAGAAAUGGGUCCAAGAACUUCAAGCCCAAGGCAAUCCUAAUAUGGUAAUGGCUCUUGCUGGGAACAAAGCUGAUUUACUAGAUGCAAGAAAGGUGGAACCGGAGGAGGCACAAACUUAUGCUCAGGAGAAUGGUCUUUUCUUCAUGGAAACUUCUGCAAAGACCGCAUCCAAUGUCAAUGAAGUUUUCCAUGAAAUAGCUAAAAGAUUGCCUCGAGUUCAGCCAGCACAGAAUCCUGCUGGAAUGGUUCUCAUCGAUAGACCUGCAGAACGGGCAGCAAGUGCAUCUUGUUGCUCUUAGACGAUGUUGUUGUUUCCCGCGUGUAUCUUCUAAAUAGAUCCUGUAAUGCUCAAUGGCUCUGCAAUCAGAGUUUUAUCUUUCCUUUACCCUGUUUGACGAAUCAUUCAGGGCUGUACAUGAAUGUUGUCUAGAGGCAUUGAUGUUGACCCGUUUAUGAUGUUGGAGAUUGGUUUUUCAUGUAACUAAAAAUGGUAAUGCUAUGCUUAUGUUCAAAUAAAUAUGACAUUGAUGGUGUUGA
Molecule: messenger RNA, 1036 nt
Organism: Hibiscus syriacus
Lineage: Eukaryota; Viridiplantae; Streptophyta; Magnoliopsida; Malvales; Malvaceae
Product: ras-related protein RABF2b-like
Exons: 7
Coding region: 196-798 (200 amino acids)
Molecular function (GO): GTPase activity; GTP binding
Source: RefSeq, a predicted model, not a curated record